AUCAUUCAUUUGGAUAGCGUGCUGCUCCAUUGUUUACGUUUGAAUCAAAGGUCUGCUGUGAGCCUGCUUUGUCAUGGUGGCAUUAACGGAGAAGAAGAGUGCUUCUAAGCCUCCAUCUGUUUUUGCCUCAAAAAUAAAGGCAAAAAUACUAAAUACAUCCUCAUUUUUCAAAGUUUCGCUGAAAGGCAACAAUAAGGCCUUGGCCAGAGCCCUGGCAGACCAGCGUGAGAUGACCAGACAGCUUUUUCAAGAGACAAUGUUACUGCAGCAACGUAUACUCGCUCUGAACUUUGACCUUGCCCAACAGAGGCAUCAGAAGAAGGAAUUGUUUACCAUCAUUCAAAAUGUCUACAAGACCUCUAUCAAGGGCAUGGACAUGGCAACCAAUGUCUUGGACAAUGAAAGUGGUGUUUUUUGCGAAAAUACAGAUGUGGACUAUGCUGAUGAUGAGAUGGAGAGAGAGAAGUUUGGAAGUGUGUUGCAAGCACGUGACAAAUCACCAAGGGAUUCCAUGGUUGCUGUCAGGAGGGCCUCACUGUUGACCAUUAACACUAAACAGAACUUGAGGCCUCCGCUUGAUCUGCGCAAAUCUAUCAAUUCUGUUGCAUCAUCGGACUGCUUAUUGCCCAUGCGUCUUUCAAGUAAGCAGACAGAAAAUGUGGAAGAAGAAGAUGCAACUCAUCAGCAAACAUUGAUUUGCAGCACAGAAAUGGACAUGACCGUCGUUGCCAGUGUUGCCCCAAUACAAACUGUAAGCACAAAGACCACCAAAAGUCGGAGCAGUCAUAAGAAUGUUACAGAGAAAGAUGAAGAACUAAGUUCCUCAACACCAAAUGCAGAGCACCUUUUCGGUGCAGGACUUGGCAAAGCAAAUGGCAGAACUGAGGUGAUCGAGAGAGCAUCAGUGGCUGCUGUACUUACUGAACUGCGGGACACGUCAUUGGAGCUGCAGCCGAGUACUCUCAAUGCAAAUAUGGAUGUUCAAACUACUAUGGACACUGGAAACGGGGAGACUGACUUUGUCGUUCCGUGCAGAAAAACACAUUUCACUAAGCGGAAAAUCAGCAGAUUGACUAUUAGUUCCCAUAAAGAUUCUGGGGACCUCUCAAAAAUACCUGACCCCAGAAAUCGUCAUGAUUUCAGAGGCACUGGAGAGGACAUGUCAUCAGGAGGGGCUUCAACAGAGGUGCGACAUGACCUGAAAACAGAUGUAUUCCCACAGCGUCGGAGGAAUGAUUCACUGAAUCAAAGGACUUACACUAUAUCAGAGAGAGCUUCGUUAAAAAAGAAGCAAAAUUCUGAUCUCUCGUCAUUCAUAAGUCAGAAAGAAAACUGUAUGACAGUCAUGAACUCUGGUUAUGACGUAUCGGAGGAUACCAUUCUAAUCGAGUCUUCACAGAUGAGAAGCCCUAACAAGAAACGCAAGAUUACUGAUUCACUCUCUGCAACAAAUCAAGAUACUAGAGCGAAGAGAAAGGAAAAGAACACCCCUUCUGCGCAUAUCAGAGGUGGUACUGAGGGGAGAAAAUCCUGUUUUAACGAAUGGUUUGACUUCAGUGCAGACGAUGACAAACAAGAGAAAAGCAUCCGAGUUAUAAGCACACUCGUAGAUCCAAAUACUUCCAAUGCAGAUAUUGCAACAGAAACUCUGAAAAACUGUGAUGAGAAGGACAUGGUCCCUCUGAAGGUUCCCUCUGAGACCCCUGUGGUGGUUAAACCCUGGAAGAUCAGUGACUUUCUUGCUGAUGAAGAGCUGGUGACCACUAAGAAAGCAAAGAAAGACCAUCAAGGCAAAUCUGAUGGGAAGAAAGCCCUGCAAUUGAAAAAGCAGAAGUGCUCUUCACAGAAGAAGAGGCAAGGAAACGUCCGGAAAAAUAAAAAGUUGCUUGAUGAAGAUCUGGUUUUGGAUGAACUUGACACUAGUUGCUGUGUGGAUAAAUUUCAGAGUGUUAACACCCAGCACUGUGAUGAUUAUUUCACUGACAACCACAAGGCUUUGAAAGUUCAAGAUCAACCACCAGAGGUCCAUCCAUCCACUGAGAGCAGUCACCCAAAAAUGCCGGGUGAUGCCAUACAUUUUAACAGUAUAUCUGCCAUCUCAAAAGAUCAACAAACUGAUGACAGCAAACUGAAAAGUAGAGGAGCUUUUGUCAUUUCUACAUGCCCUGAUCUAUUAACCAAUAACAAUACAAGCAGCAUCACUGAAGAGAUUAUACCUACAACCAACAGAACAGCUUUGGAGUCAACAUGCUCCAAAUCUGAUUUGUUUCCUAAACGACAAACAUUUGUUUACCCAAAGAAUUCAAAGAAAUCUGAGGCCUCACCUUGCCAACAAACUAAAUUACUGACAGAGGAGAGACCUCCAUGGGAAUCCCUUGACUUUGAUUGUGCAAGCCCUUUCCCUGUUGAUUCCCCUGCAUCAAGUCCCACUUCAACGCGACCCUCUAACGCCAUGGAAAUAUAUCAAGAGGCAUCUCCAAUAAAGACAAACCUGCCCCUAGUCACAGAAAGCAGACCCAUGAAAAGCUUAACAAACACAAACUGGAUGGCCAAUGUGAAAUCUGGUCGAAGGAAAACCGUUGUCUCUUACAAGGAACCAACACUGAAUUCGAAACUGAGGCGUGGUGACAAAUUUAGUGACACAGAGUUCCUGAGUUCGCCUGUGUUUAAAGACAAAACUCGCAAAAAGAAAAAGAAAGCCUGAAGGGAUGCUUUUAUGGUCUGAAUGCUGUCAGAAUGUUUGUAGUGUGUGAUUCUCUGUGCUAUUGGUAUUCUGUCUGUUUUGCAUGUUCUUCUUGGAUUUCAUUUUCAAAUGUGUUUUUUUUGUUUUUUGUUUGUUUAUUCAUUUUAUACUGCAUUUUCUUAAUUCUGUGUCAUUUUUAUAUUGUGUCAAUAAAGGGAUAACCUGUUUUCUCA
This is a messenger RNA of Sardina pilchardus (European sardine), 2916 nucleotides long. It is a transcript of the gene sgo2, whose product is annotated as shugoshin 2. Gene Ontology annotation, biological process: meiotic sister chromatid cohesion; meiotic chromosome segregation. The record is from RefSeq and is a predicted model, not a curated record. Bases 74 to 2704 code for a protein of 876 amino acids. Gene Ontology annotation, cellular component: kinetochore; nucleus; chromosome, centromeric region. NCBI's taxonomy places the organism in Eukaryota, Metazoa, Chordata, Actinopteri, Clupeiformes, Clupeidae. The transcript is spliced from 8 exons.